Molecule: messenger RNA, 851 nt
Organism: Mesitornis unicolor (brown roatelo)
Lineage: Eukaryota; Metazoa; Chordata; Aves; Mesitornithiformes; Mesitornithidae
Product: pro-interleukin-16-like
Exons: 3
Biological process (GO): leukocyte chemotaxis; induction of positive chemotaxis
Molecular function (GO): CD4 receptor binding; cytokine activity
Source: RefSeq, a predicted model, not a curated record
GUUCACAAAGUGUUUCCCAAUGGACUAGCAUCUCAGGAAGGAACUAUUCAGAAAGGAGAUGAAGUACUAUCCAUUAAUGGAAAGUCUCUUAAAGGUGCAACUCACAAUGAUGCCUCAGCAAUCAUGCGGCAGGCUCGACAACCCAGACAAGCUGUUGUUGUCACUAGAAAAGCUAAAGAUGGAGAAAAAAGUGUCAAUGUUUCAAUCGACUCUAGUACAUCUUCAGUAGCAAGUGAUGCUUCACAAGAGUCGGCAACUGAAGGUACGAUCUGCACUGUAACUCUGGAAAAAACACCUGCUGGUUUAGGAUUCAGUCUGGAAGGAGGGAAGGGCUCUAUUCAUGGAGAUAAACCCAUCAUCAUCAAAAGGAUAUUUAAAGGAACUGCAUUAGAACAAAGCAGCCCUGUUCAGCCUGGUGAUGAGCUGUUACAAGUGCACACGACUGCCAUGCAAGGACUCACUCAUUUUGAAGCCUGGAAUAUAAUCAAGGCAUUACCUGAUGGCCCCAUCACAGCAAUCAUCAAGAGGAAGAAUCCGAGCUCUGUUACUGCCAAGUCAUCUGAAACUUUGUAAAAGGAGGAAUUAGACUACUGCCAAUAUUACAAACAAAAAAGGAUUUUAUUACUUGCAGCCAUUUGGCUAGCACAGCGAGCUACUCAGAAAGCACAUAUGAAAAGCACACGUGAUCUUACUGCCAGUUACAGAGCAAGCUGUUUGGGAUAAAAUAAGAUCUGCACAAAAUGUGCAUGAUUCUUAUUUCAACAUUCAGAAACAGAUGUUACAAAGUGUAGAAUUAUAAAAUAAUGUUUUUAUUAAUAAUAUACUGGUUGUAAUAAAAUAUGUGACAGCUA